GGAAAGGAACCUGUAAACCACUGUUUGCAAUAACCCACAGUCCUUAGCGGUGCUCUGUGUUAGAUGUUGUCGACUAACCCACAGUAAGUUUCUCAUCACCAGCCAUGGCACACGGUGGGAGCUUCACUGUUAACGUUUGUGAAAAGGAUUCUGACGACGAACGCACUGGAGAAAGUGGACCCAGUCAGAAGUCUUCCCUACUCUUCAAAGAACCAGCGUUCAAUGUCCAGGAGUAUCCUGAAGCCAUACAGAUGGGAACGUUGAUAGAACACUUAGACUCGUCUGACAGCGAGUCGACAAGCAGCAGUGAAAGAAGCAAAGAGUCACUGAACAGUAAGCCGAGAUGCUCUUUACAAAGAAAUAACUGGUCAGCCGCCACAAAGAGGGUGCUCUCCUCCAUGCCCAGUCGCACCACUGGGUUGCAUAGUUCUGCAGGCAUAGCCAUGAAAGCCAGACGGACACCUGCUGAACUGCCUCCCCGGACCUCGUCCCAUGACUCCCUUCACACCCCCAGAGUCACCCAGGAAGGUACAAUUCGACCCGACUUGGAGGAAGUUGACGGAACAAAAUACUUGGUUGGUUCAAGGUGCGCUGAAGGCAGUAAGGAGCAGUUGGUGUCGGAUCUCCGAGGCCUCUCCGUGAGUGAAGGCAUGCGUAAGCUGCGAGCCAUGCCGCUCAGCCUGGUGGACAAGAGGGAAAUCAGGAAAUGUUCUUUUAGCCCUGCAGCUAGGAAUUCACUCAACAGGAACUUCUUCUGCAACAAUCUCCUGAGCACAUACAUUUCAAGGAUGUGGCGCCACUGCACGUUCACAGGCCACCCUAUUGUCAGCUUCCUGACGUUGUGGAACUCGUCCUUGAAGAAGCUGAGUGGACGCUACGGGACCGGUGUCCUCUCCUACUUCCUCUUUCUCCGGACCAUCCUGUUCAUCAACCUGCUCCUCUUCACCAUCACCUGCUUGUUUCUGGUCAUUCCUCAGGCCAUCCACCCUCCUCCGACUGACUCGCGUCUUAACAGCUUCACCGGCAUCGAGCUUCUCACUGGCACGGGUUACCUCUCUCAGAGCUUGAUGUUUUACGGCUACUACUCCAACGUCACGAUUGAAAUGAAUCAGCUGGCGGCCCACAGUGCGGUGACACACAUGGUGCCCUACUGCAUACCCACAGCCUAUUUCUUUACCAUCACUAUUUCCUUCUUUAUUAUCUGCAUCGUUCUGGUGUACAGCAUGUCCAAGUCCUUCGGGAAAAGUUUUCAGGUGUUCAAGUCCACCGGGGAUCUGUCAGAAAAGGUUUUCUGCUCUUGGGACUUUAAAGUCAUCAAGAGGCCAUCUAUCAGACUGCAGUCUGAGAAAAUCAGCACUCAACUCAAAGAGCAACUUUCUGAGCUGACCAGCGGAGAGGAGGAAAGCAGUCCCAUGCAGCGGUGUUGCAACCUUGUCAUUCAUGCAGUAGCAUGGCUCAUUUGUCUGGCCAGCAUCUUCCUCAGUGCCGGCGGGGUCUACUUCCUAUCAAACUCAAGAAGCCUUGUCGUCACCAUCGAAGCAUACACAAAACAACACUUCGGCCCACACCACAAGAAUCUGCACCUUUUGUUCACGUCUGCAGUGGUGUCUGGCUUCAACCUGCUGCUGCCUGGCAUCUUCAACUUGUGCGCUUGGAUGGAGAAGCACAAGUCGCCCAGCACACGAGUGUAUGUCUCCAUCUUCAGGAACCUGCUUCUGAAGAUCAGUAUUAUUGGCGUGCUGUGUUACCACUGGCUUGGAAAAAUUGCUGAGAUUCAAGACCAUCAAGCUUCGGAGUGUUGGGAGAAUUUUGUGGGCCAGGAACUUUAUCGCCUCCUCCUGAUGGACUUCAUCUUCACAGUGCUUUACACCUUUCUAGGGGAGUUUAUUUGGAGGCUUUUCUCCCAGAUAAUAUUGAAGAAGAACAGAAAGCCUGUGUUCGACAUUGCUCGUAAUGUGCUGGAGCUCAUAUAUGGACAAACUCUUACUUGGCUGGGGGUGCUGUUGGCUCCUCUUCUCCCCGCUGUCCAAAUCGCAAAACUGUUUGUGCUGUUUUACAUGAAGAAGAGCAGUCUGAUGCUCAACUGUCAGGCAUCCAAAAAGCCCUGGAGGGCCACUCAGAUGACAACACUAUUUAUUACUCUGCUGUGCUUCCCCUCGUUUCUCGGUGCUGCCGUUGCUGUCGUGUAUACAGUUUGGAUGAUCAAGCCUUCAUCUGGAUGUGGCCCCUUCAGGAAUGUAGCCAGUAUGUUUGAGUCUGGAAAGCUGUGGGCUGAGAGGAUGAAGGACUCUCAACAGAUACUGUCUUGGCUCAUUCGAGCAUAUUAUACUUUCAUAGAUAAUCCGCUCUUCUUGUUCCUGCCCACUGGUAUCUUUCUACUGGUGAUAUAUUUCCACACCCAGGUAGUUGAUGGCCAAAGGAAAAUCAUCAGGCGAUUGGAAAAGCAAAUUGAAAAUGAAGGCAAAGACAAAAAAUUCCUCAUCACCCAACUGCAAUAUUUGUAUGAGGAAAAUAAUCCAGAUUCCAGUCACUGAUCUGAGGAAGAUGAUAUCUCCCCGUUGUCAUGCAUACUGACGGAUACACGUUGUUAUCUCAUCAGCGCUGAGACGCCUGUGACACUGAACACAUGACUCAUGAAUGUGAAACAAAAGUAAAAUAAGUAGCUUUCUGAAGUGCCAACAGACUAUGUAAGAUGUUAUUUAAAUACUAAAUCAGGCUUGCUUCUGGCACAAUGCAUUUUUUAUGUUCACUUAGUUUUUGUAUGGCAUUUAUAAAUGUUUUGUAUGUGAAAAACCAAAAUAAAAUCCUAUAAAAGCAUAUAUUACGUUUAUCCAAAAUCAUCUGGGGUAUUUCACAGUAAUCCUGUCUGGAGCAAACAGCAGUAAUGCUCUUAGCUGUCUCAUUAGUUAUCUUCUGGAAAUAAU
Messenger RNA from Fundulus heteroclitus (mummichog), 2924 nucleotides. It is a transcript of the gene tmc6a, whose product is annotated as transmembrane channel-like protein 6. Gene Ontology annotation, cellular component: plasma membrane. The coding region runs from base 105 to 2534 and encodes 809 amino acids. The record is from RefSeq and is a predicted model, not a curated record. Lineage: Eukaryota; Metazoa; Chordata; Actinopteri; Cyprinodontiformes; Fundulidae. Gene Ontology annotation, molecular function: mechanosensitive monoatomic ion channel activity. The transcript is spliced from 20 exons.